AUGCCUGGUCUUCGUCUUCCUCAUCGCGUGGCCGUCAUCACCGGCGGUGGCUCCGGCAUCGGUCGUGAAUGCGCAGUGCUCUUCGCCUCCGAGGGUGCUAGCGUCGUGCUCGCCGAUAUCAACAUCGACGCUUGCCAAAAGACCGCCGACCUUGUCAACGAGCGCUUCAAGGACGCACAGCCUCCCGUCAAGGCAAUUGCAAUGAAGUGCGAUGUCAGCAAGGAGGACGAGGUGGCGGCGAUUGUCAAGCGUGCAGUAGACGAGUUUGGCCGUCUCGACGUCAUGUUCAACAACGCCGGCAUCAUGCACCCCGCCGACGACAACGCGCUCAACACCGAAGAAAAGAUCUGGGACCUCACCCAGGCCAUCAACGUCAAGGGCGUCUGGUACGGCUGCAAGCACGCCAUCAUCGCCAUGCGCAACAACCCCACCGACGAGUCCAAGGACCUCCACGUCGGCGGCUCCAUCAUCAACACCGCCUCCUUUGUAGCCGUCAUGGGCGCUGCCACCCCUCAGAUCGCUUACACCGCAUCCAAGGGCGCCGUCCUCGCAAUGACGCGUGAGCUCGCCAUGGUUCACGCACGCGAAGGCAUCCGCGUCAACUCGCUCUGCCCCGGCCCGCUCCAGACCCCGCUGCUCAUGGACUUCCUCAACACCCCCGAAAAGCUCAACCGCAGACUCACCCAUCUGCCCCUCGGCAGAUUCGGCGAGGCCGUCGAGCAGGCCAAGGCCGUGCUUUUCCUGGCGACCGACGAAUCGUCGUACGUGCUCGGACACGAUCUGCUUGUCGACGGCGGUCUCUCCAGCGCCUAUGUCACCGCCGAAGGUCAGCCCGUCCUCCCCGCCCCCAAGAGCCUUGUCUAA
This is a messenger RNA of Moesziomyces antarcticus, 864 nucleotides long. Its product is annotated as short-chain dehydrogenase. The transcript has 6 exons. Bases 1 to 864 code for a protein of 287 amino acids. The record is from RefSeq and is a predicted model, not a curated record. NCBI's taxonomy places the organism in Eukaryota, Fungi, Basidiomycota, Ustilaginomycetes, Ustilaginales, Ustilaginaceae.